AUGUGGGGACCCGGGGUCACGGCCGAGGGCCUGUCGGUGGCGCCGGCGCCGCCACCGCUGCUGCCGCUGCUGCUACUGCUGGCGCUGGCGCUGGUGGCGCCCUCGCGGGGCGGCGGGGGCUGCGCGGAGCUGGCGUGCGGCGAGCGAGAGCGCUGCUGCGACGCGGCCAACGCCACCGCGGUGCGCUGCUGCAAGCUGCCGCUGCACGCCUUCCUCGACAACGUGGGCUGGUUCGUCCGCAAGCUCUCCGGGCUGUUCAUCCUGCUGGUGCUCUUCGCCAUCGGCUACUUCUUGCAGCGCAUCAUCUGUCCCAGCCCACGCAGGUACCCGCGCGGACAGGCGCGACCGGGGCCACCGGGGGGCGCCGGGCAGCCGGGGGCCGCGCGGCCGCCCGACGACAACGACGACGACGACUCGCCCGCGCUGCUGCGGGACGAGGCGGCCGCCGGCUCUCAGGACUCGCUGCUGGACAGUGGAGGCGGUGGCCGGGGCCGGGCAGGCGGCGGGCGCUCGGCCCCUUCCUGCGCCUCGGAGCACGAGCUGCGCGUAGUGUCGCCGGUCUUCCUGCAGCUGCCCAGCUACGAGGAGGUCAAGUACCUGCCAACCUACGAGGAGUCCAUGCGGCUGCAGCAGCUCAGUCCCGGGCAGGUCGUGUUGCCCGUGUCGGUGCUCGGCCACCCGCGAGGUGGAGGCGCCGGGGAGUCCGACGGCGGCGGCGAGGUCCGCUUCCCGCUCAUCUGA
Messenger RNA from Balaenoptera musculus (blue whale), 741 nucleotides. RefSeq names its product chromosome 4 C3orf80 homolog (gene C4H3orf80). Bases 1 to 741 code for a protein of 246 amino acids. The record is from RefSeq and is a predicted model, not a curated record. The transcript has a single exon. NCBI's taxonomy places the organism in Eukaryota, Metazoa, Chordata, Mammalia, Artiodactyla, Balaenopteridae.